AUGGCGAACCAAUCUACUCUCCGUCCGGAGCUCUCGUCUCUACUACAGCAGUACUUGAAGCUCUUGCGAAUCGCGCCCAAGUAUUCGCGAGUGCUUACCGCAGCCGUAUUCUGUACCGUCUUAGGAGGAUUCUACGAGAAACGGCGACGAGCGCAGAAAUCGGCCGAUGAGAGGCAAGGACAAACCCUUGUGCGCAGGAACUCGGCCGUAAAGCUCACGGACGGAACACGAGUGAUCUAUGUCCCAUACAAGCAAAAAACAGCCAAGGUCACCCUCAAGCCUACCAAAGGAACCACGUUCGAUGCGCACAGACGAUUAUUCCUCGAGCCGCCGGGCGGCCAGAAUUUCAAGCGUGCUGGCGCCGGAGGAGAAGCACCACCGAUGAACACUAAGCCUGGGCUUAAUCUGGCAUUUUUACAUCAACUGCUGAGUCUACUCAGUAUCAUGAUCCCGAGGCUGACGAGUAAGGAGAGUUUUUUGCUACUACUACACACCAUAUUUCUGGUCACAAGAACGUAUCUGUCAUUGGUGGUUGCGCGGCUGGAUGGUGAAAUCGUUCGCGAUCUUGUCGCAGGAAACGGAAAAUCCUUCUCAUGGGGUAUCGUUAAGUGGCUGGGUGUUGGUGGACCGGCAGUAUACUGUAACGCCAUGAUCAAAUACCUUCAAGCGAAGAUCUCGAUUGCCUUCCGCACACGAUUAACUAGGUAUAUCCACGAUCUCUACCUGAAUGAUAGCCUGGGGUACUACAAGGUUCAAAACCUCGAUGGUGGCCUUGUUGGCGGUGGCGCAGAUCAAUUCAUAACCUCCGACCUCCCUUUGUUCUGCGACAAUGCUGCGGCGUUAUACUCUUCGCUCGGAAAGCCGUUCUUAGAUCUUUGCGUGUUCAACUACCAGCUCUACCGUGCGCUUGGCCCGUUGGCCUUUGCCGGCAUCAUGGUAAACUACAUUGGUAGUGCGUGGAUGCUCCGGAAACUCAGUCCGCCAUUUGGAAAGCUCGCCGCUACUCAGGGACGACGUGAGGGCGAGCUACGAGGGCUGCAUUCGCGUAUCAUCGCCAAUGCUGAGGAAAUUGCAUUUUAUGGAGGCUCGGAUAUGGAGCGGGGAUUCCUUGAUAAGGGGUUUAAGGAGCUCAAACAGCUCAUGGAGCGGAUUUACGGGAUGAAAAUCCGCUAUAAUAUGCUCGAGGACUUUGUUCUCAAGUACUCCUGGUCGGCGUUUGGAUAUCUGAUCACCUCACUCCCGAUAUUUCUCCCUGCGUGGGGUGGUCUCGGAGGUCUUCUCGAGCUCGGUGCUCCUUCUUCUGGCAGCGGUGGCCGCGAGGAAGAUCGGAUGAAGGCAUUCAUCACCAAUAAGAGACUCAUGCUUUCUCUCGCAGACGCGGGAGGACGGAUGAUGUACUCGAUCAAAGAUCUGUCAGAACUGGCCGGCUACACUAGCCGAGUGUACUCCCUCAUUUCGACCCUGCACCGCGUCCACUCCCACUCCUACUCCUCCACCCGCCCAGAACUCUAUUCCCUAACAGAUAUCCAAGGCACUCUCCACACGGGCUUCACAGGUAUCCGUCUUGAGGGAGUCCCUAUCGUGGCUCCAGUGGUCUGGCCCCGCGGUGGUGACGAGAUUGUCGAAGAAGUGGAUAUCCUCAUCCGUCCUGGUGACCAUCUCCUCAUCUCCGGCCCCAAUGGAGCCGGAAAAUCCUCCAUCGCGCGCCUUAUCGCCGGUCUCUGGCCGGUCUACCGCGGCCUUGUCUCCCGCCCCCGCAAUAUCUCCAACGCUGGUUUGAAAGGCGAGCCAGUGACACCAGACAUGGGUGGUGUGAUGUUUCUCCCACAGAAACCUUACCUCGCGCAGGGCACCCUCCGCGACCAAGUGAUCUACCCCCACACAGAGGCGGACAUGCGUGCCGCCGGCGUGUCAGACCACGAUCUCGUCGCGGUUCUGGAAGCGGUACGCCUGUCCUACCUCCCCAGCCGUGAAGGCGGGUGGGAUACCAAGAAGGAAUGGAAAGACGUCCUUUCCGGUGGCGAGAAGCAGCGUAUCUCCCUCGCUAGGAUCGUCUACCAUCUCCCCGCAUUCGCGGUUCUUGACGAACCCACCAGCGCCGUCUCCUCCGAUGUAGAGGGCCUCCUCUAUGAAGUCUGCAAAGCGAAGGGAAUCACCCUCGUCACGCUCUCCACUCGCGCAAGCCUAAAGAAAUAUCACGUCUUCCAGCUCAGCCUCGACGGCGACGGCGGUUGGGCAAUGGAGCGUAUCGGUGGCGCCGAGGAACGGGGGGAGGUCGAGCGCGAGCUCGAAAUCCUCCGGGAGCGUAUCCGCGGCACAGAGGAGAUGCGGGAGCGCCUGGAACAUGUUAAAGAGGAGCUGGGGAGGGUGUGGGUGCAGGGCGGAGAGUUGCCUGCGCAGCAGCAGCAGCAUGAGUCGGAGGAGGAUAGUGAUGUCAGUGAGGAGCUUGUCGUUGAGGAUCUUAGUGUGGAUCUGGAACGAAGUGAGAUCGCGGAGAGCUUUGCGAGUUUUCGGGAGCAUGAGGUGGAGAGUCAUACAGCUACCAGUGAGAGUUAUGCGGAGAUCCCGCCGGAGAUGCCAGUGACAGAGGUCAGGGAGGGGGAGAGUUUUGCUGAUGCUGUCAAGAUGGAGACGAGUGACAGUACUACCGGAAGCAGUAGCGCUGAUGAGACGCCGGCAAAAAUGGAAGAGUCCGCUGCUGGCAGCAUCAUGGAUGAGAGCUACGUCGAGGAGACGCCGGUAAAGAUGGACGAGUCAACCGCUGGCAGCAUCAUGGGCGAGAGCUACGUUGAUGCGGUAAAGAUGGAGCCGAGCGCUAGCAGCGAUGGCUCUGAGGGGAGUCACGAGGUGACAAAGGUGCAAGGGUCUAUUGGUAGCAUAAUGGGCGAGAGUUUUGCUGAAGUCCCUGAUUCCACGGAGCUGAAGGAGGGAGAGAGCUAUGCGGACGCUGUUAAGACUGCCGGGCCUGCUACCAGUGAAUAG
Messenger RNA from Tricharina praecox, 2982 nucleotides. Its product is annotated as ABC transporter transmembrane region 2-domain-containing protein. The record is from RefSeq and is a predicted model, not a curated record. Gene Ontology annotation, molecular function: ABC-type transporter activity; ATP hydrolysis activity; ATP binding. Lineage: Eukaryota; Fungi; Ascomycota; Pezizomycetes; Pezizales; Pyronemataceae. Gene Ontology annotation, biological process: very long-chain fatty acid catabolic process; fatty acid beta-oxidation; peroxisome organization. Gene Ontology annotation, cellular component: peroxisomal membrane. Bases 1 to 2982 code for a protein of 993 amino acids. The transcript is spliced from 4 exons.